AUCACAAAACAACAAUUAGGUAAUAAACGGAAAAUAAACUUAUGAAGCACUUCGUAUUAUCAACACAUCUAUAAACUCGUCGUGGCAAAUUAACUUUUUUUCUAUCCCGUUUACCAAGUUGAAACAGAUCGCGAUUUACGCAAUGAAUUUCAGCACUUUCGUUCAUCGUUUCCGUUAUUCUUUUAUCGUAAAGUGCCACGCCUGUUCUGGUGUCGGUAUACGCAAUACUUAGGAACCUGUUUUAUGUUUACGGAUUCGUAACAAAAAUCAGCUCCAAAAUUUUGCAAUUUCAUACAUUGCAGCACUUUUUGCGUGUUACAAUUUAUUAUUAAAAUUUAAAGUUACCAAUUUUUAGAUUAAAAAAAGUUACAAUCAGUUUUAUCGCCUCAAAGUCCUCUACCAAUAUUGUUAUCAAUUUAUCAGGUAAAAUAAGUUUGAAUUAUGGAAAAUGUCGUAGAUUUAAUAAAAACUGUUAAUUAUUUUUUAAAAGCGAGUAAUUUGUGAAUCCCAGUGUUAAUGACCUCUGAUAUUGACCUAGUUUAGGUGUACUAUGCAAUAACAAUCCACCUGAUGAGAUAUGACAAUCAAAUUCUAACCAGAAAAAAUUUUCUAUAGAAUUAUGUGAAUUUUUUUAACAUAAAAUAUUUAGAAAACAGAAUUGUUAAAGUUUGAGUGCUUCAGUUGCAUUAAUUAGGUAAUUAAUUUUAUUUAAACAAUUUUAAUAGGCACAACGAGCACUUUAAUGCUUGGUACCCGCUUCCUGCAGGAAAUGACUAAACAGUAUAUUAAGCAAAAGUGUAGCAGUAAACAAAAAGUAUAAUUACAGGAGUAUUGUUUUACUAGAUAAAAAACGCCGUGUACGGCAAAUAAUUGAUAAAAUUGGAUGUGAAGGACAUGACACAACAAAUUUCAAAGAUAAAAACAGAAUGGUUUGAAUCCUAACAACCAGUUAUCAAAUAAUAAAAACAGUAUUGUACUUGCUGGUAAACAACAUUUCUGGUGACCUUUUAUCACCGAAACGUAUGUUUACACAUACAUGGAUAUCUUGUUAAAUAACACUGGAGUUUUCUAAAAACAUUAUACUAAGUACUUAUUUGUGUACGUUAUUAUCAACGCUAGUCGACUUGGUAUAAAUCAAAAACAAUCAAGAUCGAGUAAAAAUUACAGAAUCAUCGAGUAUUUCUUGAUAAUCGGUUUUUAAUACAUCUAAUUAAAUAAUAACAGAUAAGUGAUAGUGAUAAGUGAAAAAUCAUAAACAGCGUAAAGAAUAUGGCGCAGAACAACCCAUUUUUGCUCACUUUGCCAAGAGAGAACCGUGCAAGUUCUUCCGGAUAUUCAGGGAGCAGCGUCGUGCACAGGGAAAGGCAAAAAUCUAGUGAUACUGCACCAUCGUCUCCAUCCAAAGAGGGCCAGGCGUUUAUUUUUGAUAGAAAAUCAGAGAGUAGAAUCCAGCCCCAAGGUUCCCAUGAAGAUGAGGUCCCUUAUUUCACAAAACCUCCAGUUGCUUAUGAACCCAGCAGACCAAGGGCAAAUACAGUUUCUGAGGGAUCACAGUUACGAAAUGCAACAGAGUCGAAGACUCCCACAGUAUUUCGAUGGGAAGGAGGCGGAAGGAAUGUGUAUAUUAGUGGGACUUUUACAAAUUGGCAGACAAUACCAAUGGUAAAAAGUCACGGGGAUUUCGUGACAAUUAUUGACUUACCUGAAGGUGAACACAAGUAUAAAUAUUAUGUAGAUGGUGAGUGGAAGAAUGAUCCCACUAGUAAAAUAGUUGACGAGGAUGGUGAAAAAAAAAAUCUCAUUACUGUGAAACAGUCUGAUUUUGAGGUAUUUCAAGCGUUGGCGAAGGACAGCGAGAGUCACAAGGACGACUCCCAAAAAGAAUUCGGACAGGAAGUGCCCAUAAACAAACCUUGGGAGAAAACCAGCGGGCCCCCGAUUCUACCCCCACACCUGUUACAAGUUAUAUUAAAUAAAGACACACCCUUAUCGUGUGAGCCUACCCUACUGCCAGAACCGAACCACGUGAUGUUAAAUCACCUGUACGCGUUAUCGAUAAAGGACGGCGUGAUGGUCUUGAGCGCCACGCACAGGUAUCGGAAAAAAUACGUAACCACCCUCCUCUAUAAGCCAAUUUAAUUUAUACUUCUAAUUUAUUUUUAAAUGUAAAUAAUUCUAGCAACGUAUUUAAUUUAUUUAAACCCUAGAUUUAUACUGACAUGUUCUUUCCCGGUUGAUUUGCCAGUCCGUACACGUAAAUGUUGCCUAUCGUGAUGUGUUUAUAGUGACGCUUUUCGCUGAAAUCUUGAAGUGAGUGGCAUAUGCGAGAUAAAUUUAAAAAAUUUCACAACGUAUUUCAAAGGUUUUUUUUUGUCAAAUGUGAAAUAUGGUCAGAAUUUCAUCGUCUACAGGACAAGUGCCUUCGAGAAAAGUUACUAAUAUGCCAUUCAGAUUGGGGUUGCUAUUUUGUAAAUAUAAGAUACUUGUAGAUUUACUACAACACACCAAAAAUCUGUUACUUUUUAAUAGUUCUGUUAAAGAAGCAAUAAUGUAACUAAAAAUAUGAAGAUUAACAUUUUUCCAUAUACAGGGUGUCCCAAUUCGUAGUGGUGCAGGCCGUUAGUGUAAUAAAUAAAAAGUAAAUGAAGUUCCAGCAUUUUUUAUUAUACAGGGUGUCCAGGAUAUGGUGGGUAAUUUCUUGGACUUGUAAAAAUGACGUCACAAGUUUAUAUACAUUUUUUUUUACAUGUUAUACAUGUUUUGAUAGUUCAAACUCUUCUUUUAAUGUAUUCAAUUUACCGAUAGCUACUUUGGAGCCCAGAACCCAAAAAAACUGUAUAGGCCUACUUUUUAAAUUUUCAUUGCCAUUUUUAAGAUUUUUGACAGUUUUUAAAUGACAAUGUACUUGCUUGAUAUCGAUACAACGAACUGAUUUCGAGAUAAAAUCGUUUAACGAUAAUUUUCGACAUACGUUAAUUGUACCAACAUGAAAACAAAAGUCGGAUAAUUUAUGCAGUGAAAUAAGUAUAUUUUUUCGUUUAAAAGAGCACAAAGGUUGCAAAAAUGACGACAAAAACUAAAAAAGUAGGCCUAUUAUUAAUUUUUUUAGGAGGGUCAAAAUUGCUGACGGCGUUUUACCCCCGGAUCUGCAUUCUAUCAGUAGAUCGAAUACAUUAGUAGAAACAGCUUCAAAUAACGUAGCUUCUAUUAAAAUCGAAAUUUGAUGAGAAACAAAAAAAUUACAAUGAAAAACGAUUUUCGAUCAACCAGUAACCCUACAGGGUGAGCCCAAAUAAAAAAAAUAAUUAUACAAGCUUAUGAUAUUUUUUGCAAGAUCUGUUCAAAUUUGGAAGAUUGCCUGCCAUUUCCUUUAUACAGUUUAAUAUUUUAUAUCCCCAAAAUAAUAAAUCCUGAGAUUGCUAUAAUUUUUUUUAAGUGCUGAAGUCAAACGAUGUAGGAACGAUUUUUUUUGUAUAAUUUUUAAUAUUAAAAAAAAUGGAGCAAUCCGAAUGAAUGGUGAUAGAAUAUCGUAAAUUUCUUAUGAAAAUAUUACCAAUAUAAUUAAAAAAAAAAUGGGAUUUAAAAAAUCAUAGCAAGUUUACGAUUUAAGAAAGUUAGUUUGCAAAUAUUCGCGAUCUUGGGAAUUAUUUACCUGAAAAAUAUUUGAAUUUCAUUUGUUUUUUAAUGGCCUGUACGUCUAUAAAUUGGUACACCCUGUACGGGUGAAUCCAAUAAAUGAUUGCCUUGACGAAAAGUAGGUUAUUUUAAUGAAAAUAAUUUCAAAAUUAUCAGGUGUUGAGAAGCUUUCUCUCUUGAUUUUGCCCUCAAAUUUACUCUAAUCUUUUAAACGGAUCACAUUGAGUCUUUAAGAGGGCUCUAUAGCAAAUAGGCAACCGGUAAUACAUUUUUAUCGUUUUUGUUACACAGUUUGUCUAAAU
This is a messenger RNA of Anoplophora glabripennis (Asian longhorned beetle), 3938 nucleotides long. Its product is annotated as 5'-AMP-activated protein kinase subunit beta-1-like. Bases 1270 to 2139 code for a protein of 289 amino acids. The record is from RefSeq and is a predicted model, not a curated record. Gene Ontology annotation, biological process: signal transduction. Gene Ontology annotation, cellular component: cytoplasm; nucleotide-activated protein kinase complex; nucleus. Gene Ontology annotation, molecular function: protein kinase binding. NCBI's taxonomy places the organism in Eukaryota, Metazoa, Arthropoda, Insecta, Coleoptera, Cerambycidae. The transcript is spliced from 5 exons.